Messenger RNA from Benincasa hispida (wax gourd), 2371 nucleotides. Its product is annotated as DNAJ heat shock N-terminal domain-containing protein. The record is from RefSeq and is a predicted model, not a curated record. Lineage: Eukaryota; Viridiplantae; Streptophyta; Magnoliopsida; Cucurbitales; Cucurbitaceae. Gene Ontology annotation, molecular function: nucleic acid binding; zinc ion binding.
AUCAGCUGAGUCAAAAUCCCAUAGCAGCUGAAGAAGGAAGCACAACAAAUCCCUAAUUCUGAGCCCAUCCAUGGCGUCCGCCAAGCGAUGCCAUUACGAGGUCCUCGGCCUCCACAUCGACUCCACCGCCGACGAGAUUCGAUCGGCGUACCGGAAGCUGGCCCUCCAGCGCCACCCCGACAAGCUCGUCAAGUCCGGUUUAUCGCAAGCUGAUGCCACCGCUCAGUUUCAAGAGCUCCAGCACGCGUACGAGGUCCUCUCCGAUCCUAAAGAACGCGCCUGGUACGACUCUCAUCGUUCGCAAAUCCUCUUUUCUGAUGCUGGUUCGGUUAAUUCCAACUCUGUUGUUCCCAAUCUCUUUCCGUUCUUCUCCAAUACCGUUUAUUCUGGCUAUUCCGAUUCUGGACGAGGGUUCUAUAAGAUCUAUUCUGACCUUUUUGAUAAAAUUUACGGGAAUGAGAUUAAUUUCGCUAAGAAAUUAGGAUUGCGUUUGGAUAUGGUUCGUGAAGCUCCGGUUAUGGGGAAUUUAGAUAGUCCUUAUGCGCAGGUGACUGCCUUUUAUAAUUACUGGCUUGGGUUUUGUACGGUUAUGGAUUUUUGCUGGGCUGAUCAGUACGAUGUCAUGGCCGGUCCAAACCGGAAAUCGAGGAGGUUAAUGGAGGAGGAUAACAAGAAGCUGAGGAAGAAGGCAAAGAGGGAGUACAAUGAGACAGUGAGAGGUUUGGCUGAGUUUGUGAAGAAGAGAGAUAAGAGGGUGAUUGAUAUGGCUAUGAAAAGGAACAUGGAAAUAGAGAAGAAGAAGGAAGAGGAGAGGGAAAGGAAAAAAAGGUUAGAGAGGGAGAAGAUGGAGAAGCUUAGGACAUAUGAGGAACCAGAUUGGGCAAAGGUAGAGGAAGUUGAGGAGGAUGAAGGAGAUGGGUUUGAGGAAGAAGAGAAUAGGAAAGGGAAAGAGCUGUACUGUGUUUUAUGUGGGAAAAAGUUCAAGAGUGAAAAGCAAUGGAAAAAUCACGAACAGUCAAAAAAGCACAAGGAGAAGGUUGCAGAGUUCAAAGAAUCACUAGAUGAUGAGGAUGAAUCUGAAGAAUUUGUUGAUGAAGGAGAAGGUGAAGAAGAAACAACCCUGCUGGAUGAUGAGGUAGAUAAACUAAGGGAGGAGUUCAAGGAAGGUUUUGACAUUAAGGAAGAAGAUAUUGAAAGUGGGGGAGAACUUAGUGGGAGUGAAUACAAUGAUGUUCAUGAAGUUGAUAGAUCAGAUAUGGUUGCUGAGGCACUUGGAUUGAAUGACGAUGACGAAACAGAUAUUCUUGAAGCAAUGGCUGCUGGGCUGCGAAAUAGGAAAAAUGCAGCUUCAGUGAAUCAGCCUAUCGCUUCCCCAGUCAAAGCUCAUUUUGAAAAUGAGAACGAUGAGCCUAAUCCAGCGGAGUUUGAAAAUGGUAAGAGGGGAAAAAAGAGUCGUCGAGCCAAAAAGAAGGGCAAGGGAAAUGAUGAAGCUAUGAAUGAAACGAAUUCUCGAAAUGACAAGAACAAUGGAGACGGUUCAUCAUAUCAGCAGGUUUCCCCUUCCAAUUCAUUGCAUAACGAUGAAAGUAGCGAUAAGGGGGCCAGUGAGUUGGCUAAAGAACAAAGGACUUCAAGUAAAUCAGUUGAUUGGAAAGCCGUCACGCAGAAUGACACAAAGAUCAAACCUAGACAUUCAUCUAAAGGAAAGAAAUCCAAGGCAACAUCAAAGGAUUCUGGCAAUUCAUGCGAAACAUGUGGACAGGAGUUUGACUCAAGGAAUAAACUGCAUAAGCAUUUGGGAGCCACAGGACAUGCUGCUUUAAAAUAUCGAUGAGAGGAGUACAUAUUGACAUCAAUUUUUGACAUUUAACAAGAUUUUGAAUCAAACUUCCAUACCGCAUUCAAUGAGAAUUUCAAUUUUUAGCGCCAACACGAAGUGAAGAGUGACAACAAGACGUGCAGGAUGCUAUUCCACGACCGAUCAAAAUAUCUAAUGAGAAGUAAAGAGUAUUAUAGAGUAUACAGAUUGUUAUCUAUCCAGAAAGAUGUUUAGAAAGGGCUAUAAUUUUUUACAUUUCAUUGUUUUUCUUGUAAACUGCAAGAAUUCAAGGAUUAGAACUUGUUCUUUACUUAAUAAAAGUAAAUAGGAUUUAAUUGGCUCUUACAUGCAUAGGCCCCCUUGGGGGAGGUCAUAGUACCAGAAGAGAGUUGCUGAAUAUUUAUUUAGAGAAUUUAAUUUGAAAGAAAUAAGGGGGACUUGUGAAAAAAUGCUUUGUUCAAGUUGGUGUGCCAUCAAAGUUCUGUGUAACUUCACAUCCUUCAUGCACUGCCUUUGGUUAAAUAUAUCAUAGGGUCUCUAAUUUUCAGGCAA